AUGGUCAAGGUAAAUACAGUAGCGACCAUCGCCGCACUAGCGACGAGUGCGACUGCUACUGCUGCCACCACUACUUUAUCGCCGUAUGAUGAAAGAGUCAACCUAAUUGAAUUGGCUGUUUACGUUUCUGAUAUCAGGGCCCAUCUGUGGCAAUACUACUCUUUCCAAAAUAAGCAUAAAACUGAGACAUACCCGCCUGAAAUUGCUCAAGCUGUUUUCAACUAUGGUGAUUUCACCACAAUGUUGACUGGUAUUGCUCCUGACCAAGUAACCAGAAUGAUUACCGGUGUCCCAUGGUACUCUACCAGAUUGAAACCGGCUAUUUCUUCGGCACUUACGAAAGAUGGUAUUCAUACUGCCAUACCAGCUUCAACUUUCACCACACCCACUGCUUCUACUGCCUCUCUAUCAUCCACAACCUCGUAUGCUCCUAAAAUGUCCACCACCUCUACUACUACUACACAUGUUUCUGUUACUCCAAGUAGUUUAGUUAAGAUCACUACCUCCAGCAAAGUAACCGCUUUUAGUGAAGUCAUUUCCUUUACUGCACUUACCUCUUCCGUUCCGGUGACUCCCUCCAGUGAAAUCACUUCUGCUGAAUCUACUUCCCCUGGCGAAUCUACUUCCCUUGCCGAAUCUACUUCCUCGGUUCCAGAAACUUCCUCAAGCGAAGCCACUUCCUCAAGCCAAAUCACUUCUUCUUUUGAAUCUACUUCUUCUGUUUCGGUAACUUCCUCAAGCGAACCAAUUUCUUCUGCUGAACCUACUUCCCUUGCCGGAUCUACUUCCUCAAGCCAAGUCAUUUUCUCAAGCCAAGUCAUUUCCUUUAUCGAAUCUAUUUCUUCUGCUCCGGUAACCCCCUCCAGUGAAACCACUUCCUCAAGCCAAGUCACUUCCUUUGUCGAAUCUACUUCCUCUGUUUCGGUAACGCCCUCAAGCCAAAUCACUUCUUCUUCUGAAUCUACUUCUUCUGAAUCUACUUCUUCUGCUCCGGUAACCCCCUCCAGUGAAACCACUUCCUCAAGCCAAGUCACUUCCUUUGUCGAAUCUACUUCCUCUGUUUCGGUAACGCCCUCAAGCCAAAUCACUUCUUCUUCUGAAUCUACUUCUUCUGAAUCUACUUCUUCUGCUCCGGUAACCCCCUCCAGUGAAGCCACUUCCUCAAGCCAAGUCACUUCCUUUAUCGAAUCUAUUUCUUCUGCUCCGGUAACUUCCUCCAGUGGAGCCACUUCCUCUGGCGAAAUCACGUCGCUUGUCGAAUCUACUCCAUCUUUUUCGGUAACUUCCUCAAACCAAAUCACUUCUUCUUCUGAAUCUACUUCUUCUGCUCCGGUAACCCCCUCCAGUGAAGCCACUUCCUCAGGCCAAGUCACUUCCUUUAUCGAAUCUAUUUCUUCUGCUCCGGUAACUUCCUCCAGUGGAGCCACUUCCUCUGGCGAAAUCACGUCGCUUGUCGAAUCUACUCCAUCUUUUUCGGUAACUUCCUCAAACCAAAUCACUUCUUCUUCUGAAUCUACUUCUUCUGCUCCGGUAACCCCCUCCAGUGAAGCCACUUCCUCAGGCCAAGUCACUUCCUUUAUCGAAUCUAUUUCUUCUGCUCCGGUAACUUCCUCCAGUGGAGCCACUUCCUCUGGCGAAAUCACGUCGCUUGUCGAAUCUACUCCAUCUUUUUCGGUAACUUCCUCAAACCAAGUUACUUCCUCUGCUGAAGCUACUUCCCUUGCCGAAACUACUUCCUCUGUUCCAGCAACUUCCUCAAGCGAAGCCACUUCCUUUGUCGAGUUUAUCUCCUCUCUUUCGGUAACUUCCUCAGAUGAAGUAACUUCCUCAGGCAAAGCCACUUCCUCAAGCAAAGCCACUUCCUCAGGCCAAGUCACUUCCUUUGUCGGAUCUACUUCCUCUGUUUCGGUAACUCCCUCAAGUCAAGUCAUUUCUUCUUCUGAAGCUACUUCUUCUACUCCGAUAACCUCUUCAAGCGAAGCCACUUUCCCUAGUAAAGUCAGCAUUUCCAGUGAAGUGUCUUUUUAUGUUGAGCCUACCUCCUCUAAUGAAAUCACUGGACCAAAUGAAAUCCUUUCAUCUACUGAACGUUCUUCUUUUGUUUCUAUCCACACACAAGUUGUUGUCUCUUCUAGUAAGGUUGCUAUUCCCUUCAAUAAAUCCGCUACAUCCGUCGAGCCCAGCUCUCUUGGUGAUUCUUCUAGCCAAUUUUCUACAUCUUUUGUUACACCUUCCACUCCAUCUGUCACUGCUUCAGGUGAAGCCAUCUUUUUAAAUAUUUCCUCAGCCCCAGAUCUCACCUCUUCCCUCACGUCUAUUUCAACUAUUUUUACUACUAGCCAUGCUUCUCCCUUGGUAUUUUCAUCGUCAGAUUUGAUUAAUUCUACUCCUGACCCCUCCAUUUCUUCCCUAUCAGAUGUCCCUGUGUCUUUGAUUGGUUCCACAUCCCCAGCCGCUUUUAUCGCGGCAACUUCUUUGGUUCCAAUUCCCUUGAAGUUAACUUCCAAUGUUACUGGAAGUUACAAUAAUGUUGCCAGCGGUACAGUCACACCGGCUAAAAAUGUUCAUAAUACCACUUUGACAACCAUUAAUUUGUUGACAGAUAAAAUUUCUAUUUCUAGCUGUAUGGGCGCUUACUCUAGAACACUUGCUGGUCGCAACGCUACCGAGCCUGUAACAAAUGUCAUUGCUACGACUGCUACUUAUAGUAGCUGUAAAGAUGGUUGCAUUAAAGAAGAUAUAGCUUUUACAAAAACUCAGGUUUUUCCAGGCGACAUCACUGUGAGCAGUUGUUUUGGCAGUAUGAAUACUACUCUGACUGCUCGGGUAACAACUUUGAAUACGAGGGCUAGAACGUUUACCAGGACCGAAGUUUCUACCAUUGAAGCAGCUCUAACAAACUGCUCGGCCGGUGUUUGUUCCGCUAUAAUUGUUUCAACCGCUCCCAUUACCAGUAAGGCAACCAUGAUUGCUGAUGUCGCUACCGCUAGCUGCAAAAAUACUAAGGAAGACACCAUAUCAAUUGAGACUGAACUUUCUACUUUCCAGACUACUGCAGCGAGUUAUUCAAGCGGUAUUUAUACUGCUCUGACUGCUUCAAUAACUACUGUCAAUACCGGGGCUAGUACGUCGAAUAAAGUUAAGCCAUCCAACCUUCAGAAGACUACAACCAAUUGCACAGCCGGUAUCUGCAUUCCUCUAACUACUUCGGUCACUACCGUCAACGAUGAUGCUAACACACUGACCAACACAGGGCCUUCUACGAUCGAAAAUAUCAUAACUAGCUGCACAGGUGGAGCCUGUACCAUCUUCACGGUACAGAUUGCCGCUACUACGAGCAAGACCAUUUAUCAAGUUUCAGAAACUUCCGCAGCAACUACCAUCGCUGUUUCAUCUCCUAUAUUUACUGUUAAUAUCAAAACAAAUGGUGCUUACAGGCUCGGUAAAACUGGCGUUUUUGGGGCCGCUGUCAUUGCUGUGGCCGCUGCUUUAUUGAUAUAA
This is a messenger RNA of Saccharomyces kudriavzevii IFO 1802, 3501 nucleotides long. It is a transcript of the gene DAN4, whose product is annotated as Dan4p. Gene Ontology annotation, molecular function: structural constituent of cell wall. The transcript has a single exon. Gene Ontology annotation, cellular component: fungal-type cell wall; fungal-type vacuole. The coding region runs from base 1 to 3501 and encodes 1166 amino acids. Gene Ontology annotation, biological process: fungal-type cell wall organization. The record is from RefSeq and is a predicted model, not a curated record. Lineage: Eukaryota; Fungi; Ascomycota; Saccharomycetes; Saccharomycetales; Saccharomycetaceae.